Messenger RNA from Centrocercus urophasianus (Greater sage-grouse), 1605 nucleotides. It is a transcript of the gene ABHD8, whose product is annotated as abhydrolase domain containing 8. Lineage: Eukaryota; Metazoa; Chordata; Aves; Galliformes; Phasianidae. The coding region runs from base 278 to 1573 and encodes 431 amino acids. The transcript has 5 exons. The record is from RefSeq and is a predicted model, not a curated record. Gene Ontology annotation, molecular function: catalytic activity.
UGAAGCUCCUCGCUCCGCCGGGGCUCAUGGGGAGAAGAUGGAAGGAGAAAUUGCAGUCUAAAGCCGAUGAGCUGAGCUGAAGGCACUGCUCCAUCCUUCCCACCACAGGCAAAAAAAUGUGAUCAGAGGAGCCGACCAGCUGAGCAGCCCGCCAGCUCCUGCAUCCUGCUCCUGCUGCCUCGCAUCUCCUCUUCUCUCCCUUUGCCUCCUGCGAGAGCAAGCCUUUCAUUUGCAACCUCGACUCCCGACAAUCCCUGUCAAUAAAUGAGGGAGCAUAAUGCUGAACAGCAUCACCGAGGGCUUCCUCUGCUGCCUGAUGGGCAAAACGACCAACGCCGUGGGGCCGCUGGACAGCGUUGAGUCCAGCAAUGGCUACAGCUUCCUGGAGGUGAAGCCAGGCAGGAUCCUGCGGGUGCGGCACAGCGCUCCGAGCCACCCGCCUGCCGAGCCCCCCGAGGAGCCCAGGGCUGCAGAGAGAGGCACGGUGCACUGCAAGCGCAGGAUCACGCUGUACCGCAACGGGCAGCUGGUGAUCGAGAACCUGGGGGACGCCGUGCGCUCCGAAAUCCUGCACUGCUCCAACGGCUCGGCCGAGCCCAGCAGCACCGUGGAGCUGGAGCUGUCGGAGCUGGCUGGCCAAGGCCCGGUGCAGGGCUCUGCCGCCACGCCGGGCUGCGGCACGCCGGGAUCUGGUGCGCGAGAUGCCGCGGCCGGCAAGCGUCGGAAGCGUAAGCCCAAGAAAGUCAUCAACAUCGACUGCAAGAAGCAGAUCACGAGCUGCAAAGGGACCCACGGUGACGUGGUCCUGUUCUUCAUCCACGGCGUGGGCGGCUCGCUGGAUAUCUGGAAGGAGCAGCUGGACUUCUUCACCAAGCUGGGCUACGAGGUGGUGGCUCCUGACCUGGCCGGCCACGGCUGCAGCUCAGCCCCGCAGAUCGCUGCUGCCUACACCUUCUAUGCGCUGGCUGAGGACAUGAGGGCCGUCUUCAAGCGCUACGCCAAGAAGAGGAACAUCCUGAUAGGGCACUCGUAUGGGGUCUCCUUCUGCACCUUCCUAGCCCACGAGUAUCCCGACCUGGUGCAUAAAGUGAUCAUGAUCAACGGAGGGGGCCCGACGGCGCUGGAGCCCAGCCUGUGCUCCAUCUUCAACAUGCCCACCUGCGUGCUGCACUGCCUGUCCCCAUGCCUGGCCUGGAGCUUCCUCAAGGCUGGCUUUGCCCGCCAGGGUGCCAAAGAGAAGCAGCUGCUGAAGGAAGGCAACGCUUUCAACGUCUCCUCCUUCGUGCUGCGUGCUAUGAUGAGCGGGCAGUACUGGCCAGAGGGUGACGAGGUGUACCACGCCGAGCUGGCCGUGCCCGUGCUGCUGGUGCACGGCAUGCACGACAAGUUUGUGCCGGUGGAGGAGGACCAGCGCAUGGCAGAGAUCCUGCUGAUCGCUUUCCUGAAGGUGAUCGACGAGGGCAGCCACAUGGUGAUGAUGGAGUGCCCCGAGACCGUGAACACCCUGCUCCACGAAUUCGUCCUGUGGGAGCCCGAAACGCCAGCUGGGGACGGGCAAGGAGAGAAGAAAUAAGGUGGCAGGGACGCGGUGACCGGGCUGCUCCG